This is a messenger RNA of Iphiclides podalirius (scarce swallowtail), 4827 nucleotides long. The record is from the annotation of a GenBank genome assembly. NCBI's taxonomy places the organism in Eukaryota, Metazoa, Arthropoda, Insecta, Lepidoptera, Papilionidae.
AUGACUGAUGAAAUGUCGUCGGGUGAACCGUUGAAGGACCUAGCCGCGCUGAGACAGCUGCUCGAGAACGAGACAGGCGGCACAUCAUGUCCCAGUUGCAACAUGCCCUUCGACAAGGGCAAAAAGAGGAAGCUCAUCGACACCUGCGGGCAUGAGCGCUGCUACGCCUGCAUGUUCAGGAACGAAGCGUGCCCCAUCUGCGCUAGGAACAGCCAAGGGAGACGCAAGCAGAUGGAGAGAUACACCCCCUCGCCGCAGAGGCAGUUCGAACAGGACUGGCAGUCGCCGAUGCGGCUGCCGAAGCCUCCGAAGCAACCAUCGACCCUCGCCCAGAGCUGCCCGACGCCACCACACAACAGGCGGAGGUUCUUCCUCAGCCCAAAGUCCCUACGGAGCCCGUUCGGGCAGCGCGCAUCACGGCACUCCCACGAGAACCACGUCCCACUGUCCGGGUUGCCAGAAGAAGGGGCGAGGAACGCAGCGUGGCAUAGCCUGGUGUUCAAUAAGAUCAGGUCUCUCUGGUCGACCCAUUCGUCCGUACCGCAAGGAUUGAACCAGUUGACAGAUGACGAGGGCGGCCACAUUAAGCAAGGCUUUGAGGCGCGCAGGCAGAACGACCUCUACAUGCGCCUGGGCCUGCUGUUAGGGGAGAGACGGGGCUCCAGGAACAAGUCUAGGGAUAGCUGCACCUCCCUAGCGUCUUUGGACGCCCACACCCUCGCCUCGCACAACACAAGCCCGGUGUCAACGCUGACUGGUUCCUCCGAAGUGGAUGCCGCGACACCGUUAGGUCGAGACUCCCUUGGCUCGCUGGCGUCGAUGUCGCUGUCUGCUGCCAGCAACUGCUCAUCCUCGAGUCCUGGUAGCAGACGACAUUCCGUCAACGCGCUGCAAAGUCGGCCGGAGGAGCUGACGCGCAUGUCGAGUGGGUUCUUCAAGAACCGGAAGACGGCGGCGCGGAGGUCCGCCAGGGCGAGCAGCAGCAAAUCCUCUACCUCCUCGGACAUAAAAAAAGUGCACCCAGCCCCACAGCUGAACCUCAGGCCGCUGUUCUUCGAAGUUCCAUCCACCGACAACCAGGAGAACUUCUCCGGCCGCCAGUGGCUGCUGAAGGACAUGGAGAAAGCCCUGGAGUCCACAUCAUCAGGCAUCCUAAUAUCGGGCAGUCCUGGCACCGGGAAGACCGCACUAGUACUCCAGCUGGUGGAACAUUCCUGCUUCGGGAGGAAGCGAAACUUCGAGUACGAGGAGCUGAGGGAGCAGUCCGACUUGGGAGAGAUACUCCCCGAGGAGUUGGUCGAGGGGAUGUUCACGCAUCUGGCGUCGCAAGUUGUCGCCUACCACUUCUGUCAGGCGGACAACAACAGCACUUGCUUGGUGGGGGAGUUCGUCCACUCGCUCGCAGCCCAGCUCUGCCAAGCGCCGAGGCUGCAAUCCUACAGGGAGUAUUUGCUCAGCGAGCCGCACCUGCUCUCCUGCCUCUCGCUCAAAGAGUGCAUCGCCGACCCGGACCUGGCCUUCAUGAGGGGCAUCAUAGAGCCGCUGGCCACCCUCCGCAGGAGCGGGGGCAUAGACAACGGCAACAGCAUCGUGCUGGUCGACGGCCUCUGCGAAGCGGAGUACCACAGACCAGACCACGGGUACACCAUAGCGUCGUUCCUAGCGCGCCACGUCGCCGAAAUGCCUAACUGGUUGAAGAUCGUGGCAACAGUCAGGACCCAGUUCCUGGAGCUGACCAAGCAGCUGCCCUACACGAGGCUCAGCCUGGACGAGUCGGAGAACGUCCACAAAGACCUGCUGAGGUACUUCAACGCCCGGCUCCAGGCGGCGCCCAUCAUUGAGACGAACAUAAAGUGCUCCACGGGCAAGACGGAGAGCGCGCACAACUCCGUGAUGAAGUUCGCGCAGUACGUGCUGCACCUGAGCCAGGGGUCGUUCCUCUUCCUCAAGCUCAUCCUGGACCUGCUGGAGAGGAGCCACAUAGUGGUCAAGUCGACCAACUACAAAGUGGUCCCGAUAUCGCUAGCCCAGAUAUUCCUGCUGCAGUUCAACCUCCGCUUCCCGACCGUCCAAUCCUUCGAGAAGGUCACCCACAUCCUCAGCGUUUGCCUGGCGGCGCUGUACCCCCUCACCCUGGUCGAGAUAUACUACUCGGUGAACUCUUUGCUGGUGGACACCUUCCUGCCCUGGGACGAGUUCUGCCACCGCUUCGAGGGCCUCGCCGACUUCCUGGUGAAGAGGAUCGACAACACGUACAUGUUCUUCCACCCCUCGUUCAGGGAGUGGCUGAUGAGGCGGGAGGACGGCGAGAGCGUGAAGUUCCUCUGCGACCUUCGCGCCGGACACUGCGGGAUAGCCUACCGCCUGUCCAGGGUCCAGGCGCCGUUAGACCCCGAGAAGACCAUGGAACUCGGCCACCACAUCCUGAAAGCGCACAUGUACAGGAACCUGGGACCGGCUCAGCUGGGCCUCUGCCCGAGGGAUCUUCAGGCGAUGAUGGUGGCCACCAGCUCGGCGAACGUUGGCGAGGCGAUAGCGAAUUUGAGGAACAUCUACACGCCGAACGUAAAGGUGUCCCGUCUGAUGCUGCUGGCGGGCGGCUCGCCCAACCAGAUCACGGACUGCUUGGGCAACGCGCCGCUGCUCUGCAUGUACUCCUACCAAGGGAUCCUCGCGAUGGUGGGCCUGCUCAUCGAGUUCGGUGCCGACCUGGAGAUGACCAACUCGCAGGGCUGCACGGCAUUGUCGCUCGCCUGCCAGAGAGGGCACACCGACGUCGCCAAGAGACUCAUCGCUGCUGGUUCGUCGCUCAGCCACACGGACACGGCGGAGCAGACGCCGCUGGUGCACGCGGCGAAGAACGGCCACCGCGACACCGUCAUCUACCUGCUGGGCUGCCAGGCGGCGGGCGGCGGCGGCGCGGAGGGGCACGGCAGCCUCGAGCAGCUCGUCCCCGGCUCGAGGCACGCGCUCAUAGCGGCCGCGCAGAGCGGACACCUGGACAUCGUCGAGUACCUGCUCGACACCGCCGAGCUCAUGCCGGACGGCGUGUGCCCGGUGACGGGCGAGACGGCGCUGACGGCGGCGUGCGGCGCGGGCCACGCGUGCGUGGCGGACGCGCUGCUGGUGCGCGGCGCCACCGCCUACUCGCCGAACGCGCGCCGCGUGUCGCCGCUGGCGCUGGCGGCGCGCGGCGGCCGCGCGGGAUUGCCAGCCCUAGCGACGAAGCGAGAGGAUCGGGCGCUGGAGCGCGGCGCCGACCCGGACGCCGUCGACGCCGACGGGAUAUCCGCCCUCGGCUGGGCGUGCCUUCGAUCCCGGAUCUCCACCGCCAUGCUGUUGCUGGACAAAGGAGCGUCCAUAGAGCAGGCGGACGGCAGCGGGCGCACCGCGCUGGCGCUGGCGUGCGGCGGGCCGGCCGAGCUGGCCGAGAUGCUGCUGGAGCGUGGAGCCUCGCUGGAGCGCGUCGACCUCAGCGGGCUGCGGCCGCUCGACCGCGCCAUCGGACAGCGCAACGUGCCCGUGCGUGCCUCUCUCUCUUGCCCUCCCUCUGUCUCCCUCUCACCCCGCUGGAGCGCGUCGACCUCAGCGGGCUGCGGCCGCUCGACCGCGCCAUCGGACAGCGCAACGUGCCCGUGCGUCGCUCUCUCUCUUGCCCUCCCUCUGUCUCCCUCUCACCCCGCUGGAGCGCGUCGACCUCAGCGGGCUGCGGCCGCUCGACCGCGCCAUCGGACAGCGCAACGUGCCCGUGCGUGCCUCUCUCUCUUGCCCUCCCUCUGUCUCCCUCUCACCCCGCUGGAGCGCGUCGACCUCAGCGGGCUGCGGCCGCUCGACCGCGCCAUCGGACAGCGCAACGUGCCCGUGCGUGCCUCUCUCUCUUGCCCUCCCUCUGUCUCCCUCUCACCCCGCUGGAGCGCGUCGACCUUAGCGGGCUGCGGCCGCUCGACCGCGCCAUCGGACAGCGCAACGUGCCCGUGCGUGCCUCUCUCUCUUGCCCUCUCUCUGUCUCUCUCUUACCCCGCUGGAGCGCGUCGACCUCAGCGGGCUGCGGCCGCUCGACCGCGCCAUCGGACAGCGCAACGUGCCCGUGCGUGCCUCUCUCUCUUGCCCUCCCUCUGUCUCCCUCUCACCCCGCUGGAGCGCGUCGACCUCAGCGGGCUGCGGCCGCUCGACCGCGCCAUCGGACAGCGCAACGUGCCCGUGCGUGCCUCUCUCUCUUGCCCUCUCUCCGUCUCUCUCUCACCCCGCGUCGUCAACUGUUUCCUGAGGAAGGGCGCGAAGCUUGGCCCUACCACGUGGGUUAUGGCGUCCGGCAAACCUGAAUUUAUGCUGAUCCUGCUGAACAAGCUGCUGGAGGACGGCAACCAGCUGUACCGCAAGAACCGGCCUUCGGAAGCCGCCCACCGCUACCAGUACGCGCUGAAGAAGAUCGCCCCGCUGGUGGGCGACGACGCGCCCCCCGACCAGGUGUCGGCCUUCGUGCAGCUCAACACCAACCUGCUGCUCAACCUGUCGCGCUGCAAGCGCAAGCUCAACGAGCCGUCGGAAGCGUUGGAGCUGGCCGCGCGCGCGUCGGUGUUGCGUCCGAACGCGUUCGAGUGCGCGUACGCCAUGGCGAGGUCCAUUCUGGCCCUCAACAAGCCCUCGGAGGCGCUGCCCCACGCUAGAAGGGCCCUCCUGCUCGCCCCGCCCUCGGACCUCCCCACCGUGAGGACCUUAAAGGCCCUGCAGCAAGAGGUUCUCACAAGGAUCAACGCUGGCGCCCACACUCUUAACGGCGACAACCGCUCCGUCAGGAACUUCGACAGCAUCAGCCUCAACAUGCCC